CCUGAGUAAGCGCGCGAAAACUCUACCGUUCUUAUUUUGAAUUUUUUCUUUUUUAAUUCCACUGCGUUCCAUUUUAGUUACUCUUUUGAAAAUAUUUAAAUAAACUUUCAAAUUUUUAUUAGCAACUAAGAGUGGUUGCAAUUUGUACGAGUGUAGCACUAGUUAUGACCGCUUUAGAGUAAUCUAUUCAGAAAGGUGUAAUUAAUUCGGUUCGCUUCGUUACUUUUUAUAUAACAUAUAAUGUGGUCCGGUGGUCAAGAUUUGUUUUUUAUGUUUAUUUAGUUUUACCGUGUCCGUAGACUGCAACUAUCGUGUCGUGACUUUGUGUUUAUGGUGCGAACAAUUUAUGUCAAAUACAUUGAUUGUUACGUUGUGACGUAAAAUGGAACGUUACACGGUGAACCGUAGAUCUAAGAGGAAGAACGAUGGAUUGUUGACUAAGUGGAGAAGAAAAUAUGUCGGUGGUAUCCUGAACAAGAGGUCGUGGAUAAGAAGUGGAUAUGAUCUAAAUAAUGCCAGUUAUGUGAUCAACAGACGAUAUUCGAAGGGCAAGAUGUCACCGGUAUGCCACAACUUCGUCCAAAAUGCAUGGAAGAAAGAUUUCUGCUCAAACUGCUUCAAAUCUCGUGAAGAACACGUUAAGAAUGAAAAUGUAACAGAUGGUACUAAAUACACAGCGACGCCAUUCCAAAACAGAAGUACAUACUUCAAGAAAAAUCCACCGAGUAUACUUAAAAUUCAUCCAAAGAAAAAAGGCAAAAGAAACGUAAGGUUUCCUGAAGAAGUUUGUAGUGUUAUUGGUUUUGGAGGUGAUGAUUGGUCUGAUGGAGAAGAAUUCGAAAUUUCCGAGUAUAAUCAAGACGAUGAUGUUUUUCCUGACACCGAAGAAGAAAGGGAACUUUUGAAAAUCACAAAAUCUAACACCGACUUUAAUACAGUUAAAGCAAAUUUAUUAGGAGAAUCAGUAGCCAAAUCCUAUACAUCCCUUUUAUUGGGCAAGAUGCAAACAGAUUCUGAUGGCAAAAAGAAGACUCUGUUGGUCUCAGUUACUCCUUUUGGACAAGAUAAUAAGGGGCCUAGUAUAAAAUCUCACGUCCGAAAACCCGCUGUUAUUCAUUUAGCAGAACCGCCAUCUGAAAACUCUUCGAACAAUUAUAAAACAAACAUAGUUCUGUCAUCCUAUAUAAAAGAGACAGAAACCGUUAUCUGUGCUGAAAAUUCUACAGGUAAUAUACUAUGUACAGAAAAAUCAUUACUGGAAGAAAUCUCAGAAACAUUAGGACAUAAAUAUAACAGGGACAAUUUGUCUAAUGAAUCUACGAAACCCACAGUUAUUGAAGAAAAAAUAAAAGAAAGUAUGCAAGAUGAAAUUGAGAAAAAAGAUAUUAAUGAAAUAAGAAAGAAUAGUAUUGUUCGAAAAUCACCGCUUGCCAAAACACAAGAUAGACCUAAAGUAAACCUUAGUAGAUCAGAGUUUAAAUUUUGUAAAAUUAAUAUUGAGAAUAGUAGCGUUGAUUCAGCUGUUAGUACUUUGAACUCGACGGCAAAUAACUCAUUAGCAUCAGAUGACGAAAGCUUUAGCGGACGAACAGACUCAGACAACGAUGAUAGCGGUCAUUUUUCCGAAACACAUAAAAACGAAGAAACCGUUAAGAUAAAAGUAUUCAAUGAAAGUGAUAAAAACAUCAAAAUGUCACCAAUUGGCCAAAUCAGAAAAGUAGAUGGACAAGCUUGUACUGGUUACUCCACAUUCCAAAGUUCAAUAAUUGACUUACCUCCAAUAUUGCCUAAACAACCAGACACAAUUUUCUCAGCAGAAGCUAGUCGUGAAUUAGCCGGUGAGCCUGAUGGUCGAGCUGAUCCUGAUGAAACUAAUGAAGCUCCUGCAUUACCUCAAAGUCCAAUACCUGUGAUGGAUCCACGACCAUCAUUUCUACAUGGUAUGAUAAGUGAUAUUAUACCCAGUUCUAAGCCGGCCUUGCCCGAAAAACCAAAAUUACCAGUAAAACCAUUAAUUAAACAGACUACUAAGAAAAAUAGCAUCAAUACACAUCACCAACAAACGGUAAUGCAUUUACAACAUACAUUAAACAAUGACGAAGAUAAAGUUCUUAAAAUGACUGAGGAAAAAAACAAUGAAAUAAGCGAAAUCCACGAAGAUAAAGCGGAACCAAUUUACUAUGCGAAACCAGUAUUAACAAAACAAGACAGUGAUACUUCUUUACAUAGUCUCAGUAAACGUAAGGCUCCCACUCCUCCAUCGUCAUCUCCAGUAGAAGAGUAUUCCAACAAUUUAUACCAAAGAAAUCAGAACGGCUUUAUGAAAUCAGAUUCACCUGUGGUAAGGGAAUUAGAGAAAAGAGAAAGAGCCACAUUGUUUUCACCUAAAAUACGGCCAACAGAAGACGUGACUCAGAAAACUGAUUCUGUACCAGAACCAGCACCACGUCGAAAUAUAUCUCUCUCUCAUGAUAACUUACUCCUCGAUGAUAAACGAAAAGGUAAACUGAAAUUCUCAAUUAAGAAAUUGCUCCGUAUAGGAUCUUCUAAAGAUUUGGAUAAAAAGGAAAUCAGUGUUACCCCAAUUACAAAAAUACAAAGUAAAAUACCUAGCAAAGCAGAGGAAAUUUAUGAUUUGACACCGAAACCGAAACCAAGGCUCGUUAUCAUACAUCCUUUGGAUAUAAAUGGGUCAUCCGUCGAGGUUGUUAAAUCAAAUUGCGAAAUCUCAGAUUUAAGAAGAAUGAGUCACGAUGACGAUUCAUCGAUAUACAGUGGAAGUAGUUCUGCAACCGAUAUAGAAACGCCGAAAGUUACAAAUAAACCUCCACCUCCACCUAGACAAUCUAGUGAGGAUUACAAGACUGUAUCCCAUCUACCAAAACCAGCUAGACCACCUCCUCCAAAAUCCGCUUCAUUACAAAAGAAACAGAAGCAGCAAGCAUGGGCCACUGCGCCGAACAAAAAUGAUAAUAUUUAUGCAAACCUAGGGGAAAUCCGGUCAGCAUUAGCACCAAGAAAGCCAGAGCGUACAGCAAGUAUGCGAGAACGAGAAGCACAUUUAGAGUUACCUAAACGCAGAACCUCAAUAGAUGACGACAAAGACGAAAUCGAUGAUGGCCCACAAGAAAUUGUACAAGCUACCAAUGAAACAGUCAUCAACAAUUACGAUGAUGUAUAUAAUUCUUCUAAAUACGAAGAAGAAAAUUGUGAUUCGGCAAAGAAUAGCGACAGUGACUAUGAAUACGUGCACCAUGCUCUAUCUAGUUCACCAGAAUGUGACGCAGCUUUAAAAGACAGAGAAAACAGUUCAGGAAAUAGAAUAGAAACAAGAAAAGAAACUGAAACUGUUGAAUAUCCUAAGUACAACAAUGGGAUGUUUAACCGGUCAUCACUUCCUUAUUGCGGUAGUGAGACAGAAUCUGAAAUUUAUUCCCCUUAUAGUUUCUAUAGUUCAAACGACACUAUGGAUAGUCCAGGGAAUGAGGACUAUCAGAACGAGAUGACUUCCAAGAACACAACAAACAAAUUACGAGUGAGAAAGGGUCGGAGCGUCGUGCACAAGAACUUAGAAGACAACUACGGUGCGGUCGUUAUUGCAAAUCAUGAAGCCCUCGCCCAAGUUUUAGAACAGGUCCAACAAAGUGCGACUAUGCAGCCGUCUCUUCGAGGUCUGAAAGCUUGCACCAACCUAAGAUGGAAUGAUUUCGCUAUCCAACCAUCUGCGAAGAAUAACUUCGUUAGAGCUGGGAAGCGGGUCUUCUACCCCGCUAUUUGGAGUUCAAAUCAAGGACCUGUGAAUGUAACUCUGAUGCUUUACAAAGAACAGAUGGCCUCUCAACUGGUAUGCCAGCAAUCAGUGCAACCGCAGACCCUGAGUUUGAAUGCCAUAACGGAGUUUUGUGACUUGGUGCCAUUGCAACAGUUCGGAGAGGAGGGUGAAGAUUUAGUGCAAGCCACUAUAGUCGUAUUGGCACAAGCACAAGUGGACACUAUCCAGUCGUACGGGGAGAAUCUCCAGGCUGCCGAAGGUCUGAGCACUAAGGAAUACCAGUUAGUGCAGACUGAGCAGGUCCACGAAGCAAUCUUCAUGAUGCUGCAACUCAUCAAUGGAUUGAAGUGCCUCCAAGCACGAGGACUUGAGGAGAUACCGGAGAGUUUGUCGUCGUUUAUUGCCUUGAGGGAAAUGCAGCCUCUGGUGUCACAUGGGAGCACCCUUAAUUUGCCAUCGCCCGAUGAUAGGCUAAACUCGUUGUGGGCCCCAAAAACUAAUUCAUAUGGACGUCUUUGCAUAUUACAAGGAUUGAGCGAGGAGAUCAACUGCAAAUCAGCAGAGGAGGAGCAUCUCAAUUCUCUAUGUAAAUGUGCUAUGAAAGCCCUCGAGAUCCUGCUACCAGGGGAGAAACUCACGCCUCUAUUAAAGGAAGUACUUCACGAAGAACGAGCUAUAUCCUUGAACCAGGCGAAGUCCGUGCUGGAAUUCAUGCUGUGGGGACCUCUGGACGUGGUCCAAGGUGUUCCAGUUGAUGAACGGGAGUUAUCCUUGCAGAGAUGGUUGGAUUUAGAACGAGCGACGGUGUUACACGGUUUGGUGAGGACCAGAGUCCACUUGAACGUGUUCGAACAGCUCCAUUUGAUGUUCUUAGUGCGGUCGACGGCGAAAGUCAUGUGUGACGCAUCAGUUCUGCUGGAGAAAGCCAGUGUUUAUUAAACUAAGCUUUACUUAAGUCCAUGUCGUUAAGUCUUGAUGUAGACAUUAGGAUUUUUGUUAAGUUGAAUAUACUAUAGUAUAUUCAUUCGCAAAAGCAUAAAGAGUAUAAUAGUGUACAUAUAGUGUACAUCACGAUAUAUGAUUUUGCAAUUGUUAUGAGUCUGUUAUUACAUACAAUAGCUUUAAGUGUUGGGCACCUGAAAAAUUGAACAUACUAAGAUCCUUAAAUAUUUGUCCAAAACUACUCAGUAAUUUCUUCUUUACGAUAUACUAACUAAUAUGGAAUAUAUGUAUUAUAUAUAUAAACAUUCCUGAAUCGCACUAUCGAUUUCUAAAAACUGCAUUAAAAUCC
This is a messenger RNA of Achroia grisella, 5063 nucleotides long. RefSeq lists its product as uncharacterized. Bases 383 to 4711 code for a protein of 1442 amino acids. The transcript is spliced from 6 exons. NCBI's taxonomy places the organism in Eukaryota, Metazoa, Arthropoda, Insecta, Lepidoptera, Pyralidae. The record is from RefSeq and is a predicted model, not a curated record.